This is a messenger RNA of Dichomitus squalens LYAD-421 SS1, 1304 nucleotides long. Its product is annotated as cobW-domain-containing protein. NCBI's taxonomy places the organism in Eukaryota, Fungi, Basidiomycota, Agaricomycetes, Polyporales, Polyporaceae. The transcript is spliced from 8 exons. The record is from RefSeq and is a predicted model, not a curated record. The coding region runs from base 58 to 1296 and encodes 412 amino acids. Gene Ontology annotation, cellular component: cytoplasm.
CGACGAUCUGCCCUCCUUGCGUCCGUUUGCCCGGUUCUCUACUCCAGCUCAUUCUCAAUGGACGACCUUGGCGAGAUCCCAGAGCUCGUUGAUGCCGACACCACCAGCGCUGAGGACGCCCCGGAAGGACUUUCGAUCCCAAACCUCGCCGACGCGAAUGACUCCGAGCAUCCGCCUCGCACGGUACCUCUCACCAUCAUAAGCGGCUUUCUUGGUGCAGGGAAGUCUACGCUCGUCCGACGGAUAUUAACUGAGCGGCAUGGGUACCGGAUAGCGGUCAUCAUGAAUGAGUUCGGGGACACUGCAGAUAUCGAAGCGAAGACGAUCAACGUAUCGUCUCCGGAUGACCCGUCGCAACAGUCCGAGGAGUUCCUGGAGCUCGCGAACGGUUGCCUCUGCUGCAGCAUCAAGGACACGGGUAUCGCCGCCAUCGAGAAGCUCAUGAAGCGCAAAGGCGCCUUCGAUCACAUUUUGCUCGAGACAACGGGGCUCGCUGACCCCGGCCCCAUAGCGUCUAUGUUCUGGCAAAACGAGGAGUUCUCACAAGGACUUGGCCGGGAUAUCCAUCUGGACGGUGUUGUGUGUGUCGUAGACGCUGUCUUCGGGCGACAGCAAAUGGAAGAAGACCACGCUGCCGAUGGUAUCGGGGAAAGCUUACGACAAAUUGCAGCCGCCGACGUAAUCCUGUUGAAUAAGGUCGACCUCGUACCACCUGCAGAGGCGGAUGCAACAGAAGCGGUCAUCCGUGGCGUGAACCCCGCAGCAUCCAUCCACAGAACAGUGCGCGGAGAAAUCGACCUGAAGCAUAUCAUGGGCAUCGACGCUUAUGCUUCACGUCAGCUUUUGGAGGUAUCUGGCGCAAGAGUGGCGAAGUCGCACCGCGGAGAGCACGAGCACGAUCACAAUCACAACAAUGUGCACGACCACGAACACUCGACUUCGCCAACUCACUACGAGAUUCGCGGAAUCUCGAGUCUACAGAUAGACUGUCCCAAGCUGUCCUCCCAGCAGUUGGAUGUGUUAGACGAAUGGAUUCGCAGCGUCCUGUGGGAGAACAAACUACCAGGCAGCCCCUCGGGAGACAACAGCGGACUGGAAGUCCUGCGCUGCAAAGGGCUGUUCGUUACCACGGUCGGGGAUCUUUACGUCCUUCAGGGUGUCAGGAACCUGUACGAGAUUGCGAAAGUCGAGGACGAGGAGCUCGGGUUGCCAGACGCUGGCAAGCUAGUUUUCAUUGGCAAAGGCUUGAACGAGCAUGUCAGACGCAGUUUGCAGGAACAAUUGAAAAUUAUAUGAGUACACGG